CCUGCUCUGUGCAAGGUGCCUGCCUGUGCUCUCAGGGCAAAGAUCCCAAAGACACAGAGCCCAGAUCCUCCACUAAUCCUCUCCAUCAUCCCCUUCCCCUGCUGGGCUUUUCCUUCUCAGCAGUUUCUCCCAGUUGUUCCCUAUUCCUUGCUCACAGGGGGCACAGGGGCUGGGUGUGGCAGGCUCCUGAGUGCCCGUGGGUGCAGGGAGCAGCUUUGGGGCGCUCUGCAGGAGCCCCGAGCGCGUUUCCGCCCUGCUGACAUGGCCACGCUCUGAUAAGGGCUGUGGUUUCCUCCUCUGAGCAGGGGGGAGGCUGCAGCUCCAGGCAGAGCUCAGCUCCCCCCGAGAUGGAUCCUGCUGCUGAGAGCCCCCCAGGGACCCUCCCCGGGGAGGAGAGCCCCGAGAUGGAUCUGUCGCACCGGUUCUCCAGGGAGGAGCUGGCCCUGCUCUACGAGGAGGUUCUGUACACCAUCCUGCACCGCCUGGGCAAGCCCGAGCCGCAGCACGUCGGGGACUGCCAGGAGCUCUAUCGCUACGUGCAGAAGGCUUUUGGCAUGGACCCGGAGGAGCACAGUGCCAUCAUGCAGCAGGUCAUGGAGCUGGAGAGCCCCAUCUACUGCCUGAAAGCCACUGUGAAGGAAGCCAAGGGGAUUUUGGGUAAAGAUGUCAGUGGGCUCAGUGACCCCUACUGCCUGCUGGGCAUCGAGGCCAGGAGCCAGGAGCCAGCCCACCCCGAGCACAGGAAGAGGAUCAAGGCUGUGGUCAAGGACCUCAUCCCUGAAGACCAAAUCCACCGCACCCAAGUGAUGAACCAGACCCUGAGCCCCGUGUGGAACGAGACCUUCAUCCUGGAGUUUAAAGACGUGGAGACAGCCAGUUUCCACCUGGAAAUGUGGGACUCGGACGUGGUGGAGUCGAUGCGGCACAAGCUGGGGGAGCUGUCGGACCUGCACGGCCUCAAAAGGAUCUUUAAGGACGCUCGCAAAGACAAAGGGCAGGAUGAUUUCCUGGGGAAUGUGGUCGUUCGCCUCAAGGACCUGCACUGCUGGAAUGACCAGUGGUACCAGCUGGAGCCACGGACAGAGACGUACCCUGAGCGGGGACACUGCCACCUGCAGUUCCUGCUGACCCACAAGAAGAGGGCCACCACGAGCAGCCGGACACAGCCCAGCUACACCGUCCAUCGCCACCUCCUGCAGCAGCUGGUGUCCCACGAGAUCCUCCAGCACCAGGCUGGCAGCACCUCCUGGGACGGGGAGCUGAGCAGCCAUGCCAGCACUGUGCUGUACCUGCACGCCACACAGAAGGACCUGUCUGACUUCCACCAGGACAUGGCGCAGUGGCUGGCCUACAGCAAGCUCUACCAGAGCCUGGAGUUCAACAGCAGCUGCCUCCUGCACCAGAUCACCAGCAUCGAGUACCGCUGGGUGCAGGAGCGCCUGAGGCCGGAGCAGAAAGCAGAGCUGGCCGAGUCCUUCCAGUCCCUGCUGACCUACGGGGUCUCCCUCAUCCGUAGGUUCCGCAUCAUCUUCCCCCUGUCUGUCCCCAGGUCCAGGGACAGGCUCCAGUCCCUGCUGCGGGUCCUUGUCCAGAUGUGCAAAACCAAAGCUUUCCAUGAGCUGUGCACACCCAGCCCUGACCUGCCCCAGAUGGUCUCCACAGCUCUGAAGUCAGGCACAGCAGAGUGGUUUCACAUGCAGAAGCAGCACCUCAAGCCCAUGGUGAAGAGCAUAGAGGAGAAUAGCAAAGCCUUGUCCAAGCUCCUCCUGGAGGUGAUAGAAGAUCUCAAGCAGUGCCAAAAGAUCUGGAAUAAACUGUUCAUCACCAACCUGAAGUUGAAUAUCUUCUCCAUUGCCUACCUGGAGCUGGAGAGCCUGGUGGCAGAGCACGUGCAGGAGCAGCUGCACAGGGUGGACAGCAGCAUGUCCAAGCCCACGGCCGAGAGCCUCUUUGAUCUCUACAGGAAGCUGCAGGAGCUCUGCCAGAUGAAGGAGUUCCUCCCCAGCAGGGAUGGACCUCUGGCUCUGAGCAAUUUCCACCAGUGGUUCGAGGAAGCAUUGCCCCUGUGGCUGCAGAAGGCCUACAGCACCACCCUGGAGAGAGCUCACAGAGCCAUCCAGAUGGACCAGCUGAAGCCUUAUGGGUAUCACAAGCACAGCACAUCCACUGUGGACCUGUCCACCUGCUACGCCCAGAUCGUGACAACCUGGCAGCAGCUGAACUGGCCAGACCCUGAGAAAGCCUUCAUGAUCAUGGUCAAUCUGCUGGAGGACAUGUGCAAGAUCUCCCUGAUGUACUGCAAGCUCAUCAAGGAGAGGGCUGAGGCUCUGUCACUGAGUGAGCAGAACGAGGGCGAGGCAGCCAACAAGCUCUGCAUCGUGGUGAACAACAUCGAGCAGCUCCGGCUGCUGAUGCUGAAGCUGCCGGUGCAGCUGGACUGGACCCAGCUGGAGCAGCACAUGAGGGGCAUCAUCGACCCCCAGCAGAUCCAGAAUGCUCUGCACAACCAGCUGGACAGCACCGUGGCCUGCCUGGACCACGAGGUCCGGGACGUGGUGCAAGCCCUGGCCACCAAGCUGGAAAAGGGCAUUGCCAGGCACAUCCAGGAGCUCUCAUCCUGCAGUGACACCCAGAAGCCUGAGGAUUCCAUCAUCCCACUCAUGAAGUUCCUGGAGUCAGAGCUGCAGUACCUCAACGAGCAUCUGGUCCAGGAGAACUUCAAAAGCCUCCUCACCCUCCUGUGGCACCACACCCUGUCUGUGCUCUCGGCAGCCCAGGGCCCGCAGGUGCCCUCGGUCCAGCACUGCCAGAGGCUGUUCUGUGCCCUGAAGAGCCUGGAGCGGUGCUUCCACGCCGAGGGCUGUGGGCUGCCCCUGGAGACCAUCAACAGUGCAGCCUUCCAGACGCUGGAGACUCACCUGGCUCUCUGCUCCGCCCCAAGCCGCAAACUCAUCCAGAAAUACUUCAGCAACAGGAUCCAGCAGCAGCUGGACACCAGCUCAGAGAAGUACGGGGCUGUGACCAUCAAGGCUCUGUACCGGCCCUCGGAGCAGAAGCUCCGUGUGGAAGUGCUCAACGCCACCAACCUCAUCCCGCUGGACUCCAACGGCUCCAGCGACCCCUUCGUGCAGCUCACCCUGGAGCCCCGGCACGAGUUCCCCGAGGUGGUGGCCCGGACCACCCAGUGCAAGAAGAACGAGCUGCACCCCCUGUUCGACGAAGCCUUCGACUUCCUGAUCCCCGCCGAGAAGUGCCGGCAGGAGGGCGCCUGCCUGCUGCUCACCGUGUUUGACUACGAUGUGCUGGGAGCCAACGACCUGGAGGGCGAAGCCUUCCUGCCCCUGUGCCGCCUGCCCGGCCUGGAGCCCGAGCAGGACGGGGCUGACCCGGGCCGGGUGCCGCAGACCCGGCUGCCCCUGACCCACCCCAAACCCACCGAUGAGAUCCUGCGGCUGCUGGAGUCCAGGAAAAGGGAUAAAGAAGCUCAGGCCUUCGUUAAGCUCCGCAAGCAACGAGCCAAGCAGUCCAAGGAGACGGAGUGAGGG
Molecule: messenger RNA, 3545 nt
Organism: Oenanthe melanoleuca
Lineage: Eukaryota; Metazoa; Chordata; Aves; Passeriformes; Muscicapidae
Gene: UNC13D
Product: unc-13 homolog D
Exons: 32
Coding region: 348-3542 (1064 amino acids)
Source: RefSeq, a predicted model, not a curated record